GUGUGUGUGUUGUUUGUCAUAGAAAGGUAAAACUGCAGCACACUGCGAAGGCGUGCAUGUGUGUAAGAGAGGGAAGGUGAUGAACGGCAGCCAAGUCAUUCUUCUUAAAAAUGGCGUCACGUGAACAAAACGCGAACAGAGCUGUACUCCGGUGUGAGUAAGCAGCAGCUAUCGGAGCCGGAUCAGUGUGAAUAUAAUUUCUCUUAUUAAAGCUGCGACGUGGAGCAUCUGUUCUGCGGCCCAUCGGCUUAACACGAGAGACAAUAGCCAGUUAAAUAUAUGGGGAGAGGAGAGGAGGGAGGGAGGAGGUGCUCCUGUCUGCUGCGGCUCCCCACACCCGAUCCCCACUCCUCUCAGUCUACAGGCUUGUCAAGCAGAGAAAUAAACAGAAUCGGGCGCUGGAAGUGAAGAUAUUCCUCCCUCAGUUCCUCACCCUCACUAUCUGUGCAGCUUCAUCCAGCUCUUUCUUUCAUGGAGAGGAAUUAUCCCGCUUCGGGCUUCGGAGAUCUGGGGACUGGGACGGGAUGGAGUUACGCGAGAUCGGCCAAAGCAAGCCUCGUGUAUGGGAGCCGCUCAUACCACCCAGAGUCAGAACUACUCCACCGGCAAACCUAUGGCACUCCAAACCCACUUCAAUGCUAUGCAGGAAGUCAUCACCCAGGGAGCUCAAGGCAGGGUGGAACUUGGGGUGGAUGCACACUAGAUCUGUCAGGGCUGUUUGAGUCCAGUCUCCAUCAUGCCAGCCCCUCAGGUGCCGACCCCUCUGUCAUGAAUCUGAUUUCAGCUCUGGAUUCACAGCCUCCACAGCCCUCACCCUCUGCUUCCUCCCUCCUUUCUCAGUUCCGCACAUCCUCUUGGCAGACUGCCAUGCAUACACCGGCCCCAACGGACCUCUUUAUUUCAGGGGCACUUCCAGGUUCAAGCUCCUUUCACUCCUCCUCAGCUCUUUCUGCAUACCAGAAUCCUAGCAUUUUUUCUGGACGAUCAUUCACUCCCUCAUUAUCCCUGCAGGAUACAACUACAUUUAGCCAAACUUCUAACGGCUUGAUAUCCCCACAUGAUCCCUUGGUACACAUUAAAAGAUCCUCUCAAUCCAGCUUGGGCUUUGAUCACUUGCUGUCUUCCCAGAGCACUGCCUUCAAGGGCUCCCAGGAAUCUGCAACUCCCCAGACCCAAGACCCUUCCACUUCCUCCAAUUGCCACCUGUCCCCUCCCCAAUUUAAUCUGUUGCCCUCUCAGCUUCAUAACUCAUCCUCUCAACCAUAUAAUGCCUCGAUGUUGUCGUCGACGGCAGCCCUGCCACCUGCAAUUCUUCCUGAGCCUCAGCCACUUCAACAGACAGCAAUUUCCCGCCACAAUAGUGUGAUCAAGCAUUACCCUCUCUCAUCUUCAGCCUACACCACAACCCUACAAUCACAAUCCUAUGCCAGCUCUGAUGGUUCAUCUGGCUACCACCAGCUAGUCAGCCAUUAUCAGCAUGCUGGUGUGUCCUACAGUCCACUGGGGGAACGGAGCCUGUCCUCUGACCCCAAGACCUCACCAAGGAUGGAAUCCCAGAUAUAUCAACCUGUCAUCCAAACAGCCUAUACCUCAUCAUUAUCCACCUCCUCAACUCCCUCCUCAUCUACAGCUACUACUAAAGGUGCCAAAAGUUCCUGCUCCACAAGUAACUAUUCGUCUUCUUCCUGUACCCCACAAACUCCACCAUCAACCUCCUCCACCUCCUCUUCAUCCUCUUCUAGCUCAAAGACCAGUACUAUUUCUCUGUCUGCUCCCUCUCUUCAGCAACCCGCACCUCAGUCAGCACUAGUACCACCUCUUCUCCCAGUGGUGUCAUCAUCCCUUGUACAACAAGCAGCAGCCAAUCAAUGUCUGUCCACCUAUGGCUCUCAAUCUGUAACCAAACCUAGCACAAGCUUGCCAAACCACACCCCUCCCCAGCAACAUAUUCAGUCUUAUUCCCUCAACCUGCCACCAUCUACACACAUGACUGUACAUUAUGAUGGCUUCAACUCACCCCAUGUCCGGGACUUGAGCACUGGAGCAAGGAGCAGUGGGGGGAAAGACUUCAUGGGUGUAGGCUCUGGUGAACGCUCCUUCUCUGCAGAGAUAAUCAUUCAAGACUCAAGUUUUGUCUCAACAUCUCUCAGAAAACCACAAAGUCCAUCCAUAGACUAUGGGAGUGGAUCAGCCGGGAGUGGACCUGGGAUUCACAGUGUAUUAGGCUCUGCGGGAACUGGGAACGGGGCUGCUGGUAAUGAAGGCAGUAACGCAUAUCACCUGACUGAGUCUAGUACAUCACCCUCAACCAAUUCUACGAUCAGUUAUUCAGGAUUGCACUCUCCUGUAGCUGCCCGACCUGUACAGUCCCCUGGAGGCUCAGGGGCAAAUAAAUACUUGUCUUCGAUCCCAGCUCCUACUUUUAUGUCCUCACCACAAGGUUUCCCUGAUAAGCGACAAGCUCGGAACCAGUUGUACCACUCAUCACCCCCGAACACCAAAACAGAGGCCACAAACAUGCUGGGAGCUGAGGAAUCCCAAGAUGAAGGAGACAGUGAAGAUUUCCUUAUCCAUCACUUACUACAUCCACAAAGCUCAAACCCCCAUUUUUCCCAACAUCACCCACAUUCUGAGCAACUGUCUCAACCAAUCCUUCAUGGGGAAAGCAAGGGAAUGACAUAUGAUCUUAACAAGAUAUCAGAAGAGCGCUACCAGCUUCAGAGUGUCAUUCGUACCAAUAACAUUACCAGCAAUUCUGGUCUUGGAAUGGCAAUUAAUGACACAGUGAGCUUAGACAGACCAUUAGAAAUAUCACAGAAGAAACAACAGGCCAGGUCAGACUCGAUCAUAUCAAAGUCAAAUGCUUCAGGGGUGCGAAGAAUAUCUGAUUCUCAUUCUCAUGCUAUCCACUCGCAUCAUCAGCAAAAUGAGUUAAUGGGUUCUGCGGUCUAUUAUGGAAGAGGUGAUCCCUACAUACAGCACCCAAACUCCCAGCAUCAUCAUAGCACUUCACAUGUGUCCACACACUCUCAGCACUACACUCAACACUCUCGAAUCUCCCAGCACUUUCUGCUCACUCAACAUACACAUCACUCUCAGCAUUCUCAGCAUAUUCAUCGCAAUUCCCUCCCACAAAGUCACUCUCUUAUAGAGAUUAAGAAGCCUUCAGAUGCAAAUGACAAUGCCUACUACCCACCAGAUGUACAGCAAACUCGACAAAGUCAUGUCUCUGUCUCUCUGAUGAAUACAUCACCAGACCAUCCCAAGCAAACUCACAUGUUACAGUCUGUCCCUUCUCACACUAUCCAAAACAAGCUGGAUUCCCAACAAGCCCCACAGCAGCAACAGAAGCACCAGCAGCAGCAGCAGCAACACCAGCAAGCUAUGAUGGGUUCAGUUAGAAGAGCGGGGUCUGCUGGGUUGGAAUCCCAUGUACAGAACCGGUCCUCACAGAUGCAACUUCAGCUCCAAACCCAGAGGCUAGAUACCCACUACAGUGGAAGCCAUCCAACAUAUCAAACAGGAGCCAGUCAGAGUUCAGUAUCUCCACUACAGAUGCUAGAUCAAUCGCUUUCUCAGGCCAAUGGUACAGAUAGUGGACGAUCUCUGGACAGAAGUGGAGCUGAUAUGAAUAGUCACUUCCUUUCUGAACAAGAUUUGGACUUAUACACCCCUUCACACUUGAGCCAUCUCAACCAACCUCAGACCCACCCCCACACCCAUGCUCUGCAACACACUCAGCACACUCAUCAUCAACUGUCUGUUACCACUCAGAUAACUAAUUCACACUUGCAACAGAUGACAAUACAUUUAGCAACACCUCAACAACAGCAAUCCCAGGCCACAGAUCCUGAAACACAACUCUCACAUUCACAGUUAGAGCAGCUCAAACAGCAUCAAUUUGAGACAGUAAGCCAGACAGAUAAAGUAGGACAGACUCAAGCUCAACUUCAGCAAUGUGCACCUUUGACCUCAAUCUGCUUUCCAGACUGUGUUUUUCUUGAGAUGGAGGAUAUGUUUUGUUCAUCUGAAUACAAAUCAGGCUAUACUGGGGCAAGACACAGUGCUCAAGAAAACCUCAGCCGGGGUCAUGGACCGAUACAAGAGGAUAUGGAGGCUUUAAAAUCAGGAGGUGCUGCAGAGGGCUAUAAUAUGGUUGGUCAUCACAGCAAUCAAGGAUUUGGACAGUACUGCCAAGGACUUUGCCAAGGAAAUGGUGAUCUGCACUUAGACCAUGACUGUCUGAAGACUCAUGAGCUUCCUUCCACUGUCAUUACUGACCAGCUUGGCCUCAUCCAAUCCCAAACUCCCAUUAUGGGAUUGAAUUCAGCAGUUCAAGGGGAUAGCUUAGUCAACAAGAUGAUAGCAACUGUGGGAGUGGGUGGAAAUUCCAACAGUACUGGUGUAACCUCUCCUAUCUUCUGUUCCUCUCGACCCAAAAAACUGCUGAGGACCAGCUCAUUUCACUUGCUUAAACAGCGACGUGAGCCACAACCUCAAACAAAGAAAAACUAUGCGCAGGAGUAUGAAUUUGGGGACGACGAAGAUAAAGCUGACGUUCCAGCAGAUAUUCGCCUUAACAAUCGCCGGCUUCCUGACUUGUUGCCUGACUUGGUGUCUAGUUGUAGAAAACCUGGUGGGGUUUCUGGGAUAAGUGGACUAAGCCCACAAACAGGUGACAUGGACUUUUGCCACCCCUCCAGCUACUCUUCUCUUGGACACGAUUCGCAACACCCCCCUAACGAUGGUCCUAAGAAAAGGGGCAGGAAACCAACUAAACCAAAACGUGAAGGACCUCCUCGGCCACGAGGUCGCCCACGUAUACGUCCUCUUCCAGAACCUCCUUACUGUAGGGGCCUGAUGGGAUCUGUGGCUGGAGAAAAUAGGAGGGGGCGUGGCCGAGGUCGAGCGCGAUGCAGACGGGAAGAAGGAAAAGUGCGCAUGCAUCGGGAUAUGAACAAAACUCAAAGCCUUUCAUAUAAUCACCAGCAACAGUACCAACAGCAACAGUACAGCCAACAGCAGCACCUCCAACAUCAUCAACAACAAGAUCACAGGCAGCAGGCAGACCUCCAUCAAGUACCCCACCAGCAGCCCCAACAACAUCACCACCAUCACCAGCAAGAACAUAUUUCCUGUCCCCACCCUCAACUGCAUCAUCAGCAACAACAGCAUACAUCUCACCAGUCGCAGCAAGAUCCGGUCAGAACUUUUAAGAUCAAACUGCACCUUGCCACUAUGUCUCCACCAGAGUCCUUGUUGAGGACAGACUCGCUAUCCAGCAGUAACCCUGUUCCAUCUGAGGGAUCGGUGGGGUCAGCACCAUCUCUGGGCUUGAGUCCUGGACCCAGUACCACUGUUGACUACAACAGAAAUGAGGUGAAUCAGACAAAAGACGAGAUUAUGAUACAUCAGCAGAGAACUCAGGAGCUGGUAGUGGAUGGUUGGAAGAAAGAAAUUGACAAUUCACUGAAUCCUGAAGCCUGGACUGCUAUGCAGAAACUCUCAAAUUUAAUUGACAAGAAGGUCUUUGACUUCAAACCAAGCUUUAUGGCCUCUUUUCUGGAUUUUCUGAAGACAGGUAAAAAACAGCCAGACCUUGAACCAAGACAUGAUGGAGGCAACCAAGAAACCUGUUCCUCUAUGAGGGGAGGAAUUAAAUGCUUAUCCUCACCAUCUCCUCCCCUACCACCAACUUCUCCCCAGCAGCCUCCAGGACCGUUCAGCGAUGGCAGCCAGGGUGAAGGGCCAGACCUAGCCCUCAGUAGCUGCCAAAGUUCCUGCAAACCUCUGGAUGAUGAACUGAAAAGAAACCUGGGGACUCUCCCCUCUUUCUCCUCUGAUGAGGAGGAUUCAGUAAGUAAGAACCAGGACUUGCAGAAGAGCAUCUCAUCUGCAAUCUCUGCCCUCUAUGACACUCCACACUCACUGGCUGCUGCAGUGGCUUCUGCAGUAGUCAAAGUACAACCCAUGCUUUCUCCACCCACGCCACAGGAGCCGUCGCUCAGCCCGCCUCUCAAAACCAUGUCUCCCCUCAUUCCUAGUAUGGAGAGCAUAAAAGAUGGGGCACUUGCACACACUCAGCAUAACACACAAAAUAAACAAAACACACGUGAGGAACAAAAAAUGAUCUCGAUACUGUCGGACAUGGAGUGGGUAGGAUCUGAGCAUGGAAAAGAAGAAGAAAACAGCAAGAAGGAGGAGGAAGGCGAGGAGAUAGCAAACAAGGAAGAAAACAUGAGGCAUUCAUACAAUAUGUUGCAGGGAGCAGCGGGAAAGCAGGAGAAGCAGGAUACAGCGUCUGACACGCAGAUUAUGGAGGGCCCUAAAUUUAAAGGCCAUGAUGAUUUACCAUCAGGACGUGUGCCUGCUCCUGCACCUCCAUCACCAUUCAUCUCCUCCUCACCGCUCACAUACUCAUCACCAUCGCCUCUCCCUCCCCCGUCAAUCUCUGUACCUUCUCCACCACCAAUCCAACAGAAUGAGGAAGAAGUCAGUCUAAAUGAUCUUUCUUCUGAUCAGCAUAUGCAGCAAUCCUCCUACCAGCAGGCUCCAACUGCAGCCUCCUCCCCACCCCCGUCCACCUCCCCACCAGUCAUCCCAUUGUCACCCCUUUCCAACCUUCCCCGGCCAAUCGAUCCCCCCCCAUCCACCACACCUCCCCCAUCAUCUUCUGAUCAGGACCAGGAACCUGAAGCUGGGUUGCCUUACUUCUUUUCCACUUUAUCCUCCUCACCCUCUUCAUUGUCCUCUCACCCACCAUCACCUCCAACGCCAGAGGAGGCCCCACAAUCCCAGCGUCUUACCUCCCUUCACCUGGCAAAGAAACAGGCUGAUGCUGCCAUCGCUGGGGAGAGUGAAGAAGAAGACAGUGAGAGUGGAGGUGAGGGAAUCUUUCGUGAGCGGGAUGAGUUUGUGGUGCGAACUGAGGACAUUGGGACUCUUAAGAUGGCCUUGCAGACAGGCCGAGAGCCUCCACCUAUCUGGAGGGUGCAAAAAGCUUUGCUCCAGAAAUUCAGCCCAGAGAUCAAAGAUGGUCAAAGGCAGUUCUGUGCAACAAGUAAUUAUUUGGGUUACUUUGGUGAUGCCAAAGUGUACUACCAGCGUUUAUAUGUGAAGUUCUUGGAGAAUGUCAACAAAAAAGAUUACGUCAGAGUGUGUUCACGAAAGCCAUGGCACAGAGCUGGCCUGAUUCUGAGACGCCAGCCUCUACCUAAACAGCUGCUGACCAUUCACAAUCAGAGCCAACCUCGAAUAGAUAGUCGACACAAGGAGAGAAGGAAUGAAAGAGAGCUAAUGGAGCAGAGAGAAAGAGAAAGAAGAGAGAGAGAAACCAGGAAAAAAGUAGAAAUGGAACAUAAGGAAAGAGAAAGGAAAGAGGGGAGAGAUCGCAAAGAACAGCAAAAAGAAGAGAGGCAGAAGAAAGAAAAAGAUGGCAGAGAACAAAAUGAGAGGGGUCACAGAGAUGUGAAAAUGGAAUGGAAGAAGGAAAAUGAGAGUGAAAGAAGGGAAAAGGAGAAAAAAGAAAGGGAACUUAAAGAGAGGCAGCAAAGGAAAAAGGAACAAAGUGAGAAGGUAAAACAGGAUAGGGAGCAGAGGGAAAGGAUGAAACAAGAGAGAGAAUGGAAAGAAAAGGAAAGAUCACUGAGAGAACAAAGAGAUACGGAUAGACAGGAGAGGGAAUGGGGAGAGAGGCACAGAGGCCAGAAGGACAGAGAGCAGAGGGAGAUGGAGACAGAUAGUGAGCAAAAAGAAAAGGAGAAAGCUCAGGAAAAAGAAAAAAAGAAGAACAUGGAGCAAGUCAACAGAGAUUAUACAAUGGCAUUAAAAGAAGAGAAGAACCGAGGAGACAUAAAAAUAGCAUUUCAGGGAAGAGCCAAUACUUCAAAGGACAAGGCUGAGCCUCCACCCAAGAAAAGGAAGAAAUGGUUGAAGGCGGUGCUGUCCUCUUCAUCUGAGUCUGACUACUUCUUACUCAGUGAUGACGAAGGGCCUGCGCGGGGUGGAGUAAACAGCCGAGCCAUGAGGGACAUGUUCAGGAGCUAUGUGGAGAUGUUGGUCAGCACAGCACUUGACCCUGAUAUGAUUCAAGCCCUAGAGGACACAGAUGAUGAAUUAUACCUCCCGCCCAUGAGGAAAAUUGAUAGCAUGCUCAGUGAACAGAAGAAGAAGUUGUUGAGGAGAGUCAACAUGAGUGCUCAGCACCAGGAGGUUUUACAUAUAUUCCCCAGAAUGACAGCAGAUCCUGUGGAAUCUGGAGAUGUCAAAGUUCACCUUGGUGGGGAGGGCUACAACCGCAAGACUCUCAACCAAGUCAAGAGGAGCAUUCCUAAGCAGCAGGAUAUGAAACUUUCAAUUGAAAUUUGCCAGAUAUACAGUCUGUAUCAUUCUCUUCACCACUACAAAUAUCACACCUUCCUGCAUUGCAAGAAGGAGACGGACAAUAUUGAGCAGGCAGCGGAGGACCCUGGCCAGGAGGAGGUGGUGCAGCAGUGUAUGGCGAACCAAGGCUGGCUUGAGAGCCUCUUCAGUUCUUUCAUGGAACUGCUUACCCUUAGUGCAAAGACCUAAAGGAUGAUCACAACCUCUGCCACCAAAAACAAGCAUCCACCUGCAGUAUUAAGUAGGUGGAGAUGUUCAGAAUGUAUGAAACAAAGCAAUCAGAAACUGUGGAUGACAGAAAUGCAACGAGAAUGGCCCCCGUUUUUUUUUUAAAGGAAGGUGACCAUUGUAAGUAUUUGCUUUAUUGCUGAAUCCAACUAUUGUACCAAAAUAUGAAGGCUAGUGAACUAUCGGAAUGCAAUGGAUUUCCCCAAAAGUCAAUGACAGAUUAUUUGAUUAGAACUACAAAGGAGACUUUUGUCAAGACUUACACAACAUGGACAUAUAUAUCUGCAAGUUGUCUAGUAUGUAAGUCUGUAAGUAAAAUAUGUAUUUAAUGUGGUUUGUAUAAUUUACACAAAUCCAUUUUUAAAAUGUACUUUUCUCAGAUGGAAUUAUUUGCAGUUCACAUUUUUGAAAAAUGUUUUAUGGUGUCAAACCAAAUGGCCCGUUUGCAAAGCUAAGCUUAAAACGAAUGGUCUAGUGAGAUGAAAGUGAGGUUUAAAAAGACAGUGUGAAUGUCUUUUCCUUCUAUUUGCAUCAGAAAAAAGCAGAAAGAUAAUAUAUUUAAAACAAAAUCAUGAUGUUUCUGUUUGUUCUUCAAGAGAUAAUGAAUGAUUGGGAUUGAUUCCCUUAAUGAAGAACAAUACAAAAAAAUGAAGUACUGCUUUCUUAAAGAAAGUACGAGUUAAAAUGAUGAUAAACCCUUAAUAUCAGUAUUUAAUGUCAUAUUUUUUAUCUGCUUGUUGCUGAGUUUUCCUAUGAGUUGAACUCUCUGAGGAUAUUCUCACAGAGCACUUUUGUUGAUGUGUAAAUAUUGUACAGCUACUUCAUCCUCCAGUUUCCAGUGGCUCUUCAGUACAUGCAAUUGCUGUAUUUGACAUACUGUAUUAAAACUCUGAAAAUAACAAAUGCCCCAAUGAAUCAAUAGCCUUGUGCUUAAAGUCUUUUCAAGAAUGUUUGCAUCAUAGCUAAGUGGAUUUUAGCUAAUACAGAGGCACUGCCCGAAAGUCUGAAUUGAUGUAUUUAAGUUUACUGUAGAUAGCAUCACUUCAAAACAACCGUUCAGUUGUGCUCUACAAGGCAGCAGUGUUCUUUCUUUUUCUGUAAUUUAGCCCUAUUCUUUGCUAUAACAAUAGAAUUGUCAUGAAACGCUGUGUGGCAGGCAGGAGUAGGACCCAAGAUGCAGGCACUCAGACUCGAGGGAUGAACUCAAAAACUCAGCUUUAUUUGCUGACGGGGAAAGCAUACAAAACUAAACUGGGAAAUGUAAACUUACACUUGACGGAGAGGCACACGAGGAAACACACAGCUUGAGGGACGACGCGACACUGACUCAGAGAAACACAGGGUUUAAAUACACUGGGAAGUAACGAGGGGAAUGAGACACAGAAGGAGAGCACAGCUGGGAGAAAUCAGAA
Messenger RNA from Oreochromis niloticus (Nile tilapia), 10022 nucleotides. It is a transcript of the gene prr12b, whose product is annotated as proline rich 12b. NCBI's taxonomy places the organism in Eukaryota, Metazoa, Chordata, Actinopteri, Cichliformes, Cichlidae. The record is from RefSeq and is a predicted model, not a curated record.